ACUUCUUCUUCACCUCAAGAUGCCUCGAUGACCUGUCGCGACGCUUUGCGAUCUUCGAGUCCUAAUCAUGGCUGGCAAGAGGCUCUUGGAUUUAGCAGCGCUCUUCAAUGCGUCCCGGGGCGUUGCGCAGAAGCACAUUGCGCUGAGGUCAAGGCAGUUGGAUGUCUAUAACAGGACAUCAACCCUAGCCCGCGCAGUACGGAACCAGACAGACAGAGUCACUGAGACUGCAAAAGCCGCAUCAUUCCUUGUCUCGCGCCUCAACGAGGAUGCACCAGCCUGGACGUCGGAAAGCCCCGAAGACAAACCUUCACAACAAUCGAACGAUGCAACAGGAGCCAAGAGCCCCUCCCCGGCACCGAAGCCGAAGACUGGGCCAGAGCAAGAACCUUCCCACGGGGGCCCGAAAGGACAUACACUUUCUGCCGAUGCCGCAAGGACGAUACAGCGGCAAUCCGAACUCCAAAUACCAUCCAAAACUGCAGACGCGGUCGGUGAUCCAGUCGUUGAUCCAUUGGAGGAAGGACAUGACAAAGAAAGCUUCUAUCACAGAUCUGGGCACACUUCACCUGCUCUAUCGUCUUUGCCCCGAGUUAAAAUACCGAAACACGUCUCAAACGCCCAGGGAAGCAGUGUAGAAUUUCCAGAUGGGCAGAUUAAUUCCGAUUCAUUCUAUAAUGCUGGAGAGAGGAAGGGUCAGGUGUCAUCUGUAGCGGCAGAACCUGAGGAAGAACCGAUCCCAGAGGGCAUCGAUACAAAUCUUUUUCAUAGCGCACGAGUUGCCAAGUUACUGGGCGGACAGACCAUAGGUGGUGGGAGAAAGAGUGGCUUAGAGAUGAACCGUCCAAAGAACACGCCUGUGGAGCAUACGAAACCAAGGGCUGAUAAAGAUCAAGAUAUAUUCAGUGACCCUGAUUCAUCGCAGAAGAAGCCUACAAGUUCCGAGACUAUUGCUGAACCUCGAAUCGAUUCCUCGGGAAGUUCUGAUGGCGCAAAUGAAGAUAUUGAGAAGCUUGCUCAGAAAGUACAAAUUGAAGGGGACAGACAAUCCCAACCACUCCCCUAUGAGCUACGAGAGUCUAAAGUUCCGUCGUCAAGGUUGAGCAGAUUAUGGAACUAUGGCGGGUUGGCUGCUGGUAUGUUCGGUGGAGUAAUCAGCGAAGGUGUCCGCCGUGUUAGUGGCAGUGGCGGAGAGGGUUCUUACAUACUCAGCGCGAGUAACAUGGACCGACUUGUGUCAAAACUGUCCCGUAUGAGAGGCGCAGCUUUGAAGUUGGGUCAGAUGAUAAGCUUUCAAGAUUCUAAGAUGCUUCCUGCUCCCAUUCAGGAAGUAUUGCAGCGGGUUCAAGAUCGUGCGGACUAUAUGCCUGCGUCACAGCGGAAUAAAGUUCUUGCCUCAAAUCUUGGACCUGACUGGCGCGAGCUAUUUGAUACUUUCGACGAGAAGCCAUUAGCUGCUGCAUCUAUUGGGCAAGUUCAUAGAGCUACGUUGAAAUCGACCGGAGCUCGAGUGGCUGUGAAGGUCCAGUAUCCUGGUGUAGCGGACUCCAUCGACUCGGACCUGAAUAACUUGGCUAUUCUUCUCACUGCUUCACGCCUCUUGCCCAAGGGCUUGUUUCUAGACAAGACUAUUGCCAAUGCUCGGACUGAAUUGGCCUGGGAAUGCGAUUACAUUCGGGAAGCGGAAUGUGGACGUCGCUUCCAGGAGCUCCUUGCUGAUGAGCCAGAUGUCUUCGUUGUGCCCAAAAUCUACCCUGAGGCAUCGGGGAAGGAGGUUCUAACGAUGGAGUUCAUGGAUGGUGUUGGUGUGACUAGGGUUCAGAAUUUCACGCAGGAGCAAAAGGACUGGAUUGGCACACAAAUUCUCCGCCUCUGCCUCCGCGAAAUUACGGAAUUCAAGUACAUGCAGACGGAUCCCAACUGGACCAACUUUCUGUAUAAUGCCGCGACCAAUAAGCUCGAGCUUCUAGAUUUUGGGGCAUCUAGGGAGUAUCCUGAUGACUUUAUGGCAACAUACUCCAAGCUACUAGUAGCGGCUUCCAGGUCUGACAGGGAGACUGUCAAAGAUUUAUCUCUUGAACUCGGGUAUCUGACAGGGCUCGAGUCCAAAACGAUGCUUGAUGCACAUAUUUCGUCAGUGCUUACUCUCGCGGAGCCCUUCUUGGAUUCGUCGCCGGAGGUGUAUGAUUUCAGCGAUCAGACUAUUACCGAGAGGGUCAAGGCAUUGAUUCCGGUGAUGAUCAGGGAGAGAUUGUCGCCGCCGCCAGAGGAGACAUAUAGCUUGCAUAGGAAAUUGAGUGGAGCAUUCUUGCUCUGUGCAAGGCUCGGAAGUCGUGUAAGAUGUCGGGAGCUAUUUCAGAAUAGCAUGGCAAAGGCUGGUUUGCUCUAGAUGUAAAACAACUGUACUUCAUAUGUAUAUUAACCGCUUCACCUGUUCGAAUGAGAACAGAAUGUAUCAUGAAUCACGGGUUGGAACCAAACGGAA
Amorphotheca resinae ATCC 22711 is the source of this 2485-nucleotide messenger RNA. RefSeq lists its product as hypothetical. Bases 68 to 2389 code for a protein of 773 amino acids. Gene Ontology annotation, biological process: ubiquinone biosynthetic process. Gene Ontology annotation, cellular component: extrinsic component of mitochondrial inner membrane. Lineage: Eukaryota; Fungi; Ascomycota; Leotiomycetes; Helotiales; Amorphothecaceae. The record is from RefSeq and is a predicted model, not a curated record. The transcript is spliced from 2 exons. Gene Ontology annotation, molecular function: kinase activity.